Messenger RNA from Malaclemys terrapin pileata, 633 nucleotides. RefSeq names its product olfactory receptor 488-like. The record is from RefSeq and is a predicted model, not a curated record. Gene Ontology annotation, cellular component: membrane. Gene Ontology annotation, molecular function: olfactory receptor activity. NCBI's taxonomy places the organism in Eukaryota, Metazoa, Chordata, Testudines, Emydidae. The coding region runs from base 1 to 633 and encodes 210 amino acids. Gene Ontology annotation, biological process: G protein-coupled receptor signaling pathway. The transcript has a single exon.
AUGUCUUAUGAUUGGUAUCUGGCAAUAUGUAAACCACUGCAUUAUGCAACCUGUAUGACAGGCAGGUUCUACCUUCAGCUCACAGCUGGGUCUUGGAUAAGUGCAUUACUGGCUAUGAGCAUAAUAGUAUGGUUCGUGUCACAGUUAACUUUCUGUGGCCCCAAUGAAAUUGACCAUUUCUUUUGUGAGCUCACCCCAGUGGUAAAACUCUCCUGCAGUGACACCAACGUCGUAGAAUUUAUAAUGUUCCUAUUUGCCUAUUUUUUCACUCUGCCCCCAUUUCUAUUAACCAUUAUCUCCUAUGUUCUUAUUAUACCCACCAUCCUGAGAAUCUCUUCCAUCACGGGAAAGCAAAAGGCAUUUUCCACCUGCUCCUCUCACCUCAUAGUUGUUACAAUUUUCUACGGGACACUAAUAAUUGUCUAUGUGUUACCAAAAAACAACACACUCAGAGAUUUAAACAAAUUGUUUUCUGUCUUCUACACUGUCUUAACUCCUAUGGUCAAUCCCCUUAUAUAUAGCCUGAGAAACAAAGAUGUAAAGCAGGCUCUGAAAAAAUAUGCCAGUAUGUUUUUGGCUUUCCCAAGAAUUCAGACAAUCAGAGCUAAUCCAUUCAGGAUAACACCAAGUUGA